AUGGCAGACAGAUCUAUCAAGAAGCCAGUUGGGGUUAUAGAUGAUGUGUUGGUGCAAGUGGGUAAGUUCAUGUUGCCUGCUGAUUUCGUUAUUCUGGAUUAUGCGGUGGAUAGAGAUAUUCCCAUCAUCUUGGGAAGACCGUUCCUUGCUACGGGCAGAGCACUUAUGGACUCUGAAAAGAAUGAAAUUAAGUUCCGAGUGAAUGAUGAAGAAGUGACUUUCCAAGCAAGCAAGGGGAUGAAGUUGCCAAGCGCUUAUGAGAGUAUCUCGGUUAUUGAUUCGUUUGAUGGGAUUGAUGAUGCUGUCGAACAUAAAAUGGAAGAAGAAAGUCUGGGAGAAGCUCUUGCUGCGGUUCUGAUGAACUUUGAUGCUUAUGAUAUGGAGGGCUACGUGAAAACUAUAAAUGCGCUUGAGGGUCUAGUUUCCUACACUUACCACCCAAGAAAGCUUGAUCUUGAUCUUGCAAAUAGAACUACUCCACCAGCUAAGCCUCCUAUUGUUGAACCACCAAAACUUGAGCUUAAGCAGCUCCCAUCACACUUGAGACGUGCUAUUGGUUGGACCAUAGCAGACAUUUGGGGUAUUCCUUCUGUUUUUUGUGAGCAUAAAAUUCAGCUAGAGGAGGACAUCAAGCCAAGUGUUGAACAUCAGUGGAGAUUGAACCAGAACAUGCAAGAGGUCGUGAAGAAGGAGAUCAUAAAGUGGUUAGACGCUGGGGUAGUGUAUCCGAUUGCAGACAGCAAAUGGGUGAGUCAUGUUCAAUGUGUACCAAAGAAAGGAGGUAUCACGGUGGUGCCUAAUGUAAAGAAUGAGAUGAUUCCCACUCGUACAGUUACUGGAUGGCUUGUUUGCAUGGACUAUAGGAAGCUGAAUACUGCCACUUAUGGAUACUCGGGCUAUAAUCAGAUCAACAUUGCCCUAGAAGACCAAGAGAAGGUGACUUUUACUUGUCUUUAUGGGACAUUUGCAUUCAGCCGAAUGCCCUUUGGGUUGUGUAAUGCACCAGCCACUUUUCAGAGGUGCAUGAUGUCGAUUUUUUCUGACAUAGUAGAGGACUUCUUGGAGGCAUUUGAUGAAUUAAAGGAGCGCCUCACUACUGCUCCUAUUAUUGUUACUCCUGAUUGGUCCUUGCCCUUUGAGUUGAUGUGUGAUGCUAGUGGUUUCAUGGUAGGUCCUGUGCUUGGGCAGAGGCACAAUAAAAUUAUGCACCUGAUCUACUAUGCUAGUAGGACACUUAAUGCAGCGCACAUGAACUAUACGGUGACUGAGCAAGAACUGCUUGCAAUAGUAUAUGCUUUUGAGAAUUUUCGGUCCUAUUUGCUGGGGUCCAAGGUUGUGGUGUACACUGACCAUGCUGUAUUGAGGUAUUUGAUGGAAAAGAAGGAAGCUAAGCCGCGACUGAUUCGUUGGGUCCUUUUGUUACAAGAGUUUGAUUUCGAGGUAAAAGAUCGAAAGGGAUCCGAAAAUCAGGUCGCAGAUCAUCUCUCUAGGCUUGAGGAAACUGGGGUGCCAGCAGAAGAACUUGAUAUUGAAGAUGCAUUUCCAGAUGAGCAAGUUUUGGAGGUUUCUAUGCAAGUGGCACCUUGGUAUGGGUAUUUUGCUAACUACUUGGUGACUGGUGUCAUUCCUGAUGAGAUCAAAUCUUAA
Molecule: messenger RNA, 1647 nt
Organism: Lycium ferocissimum
Lineage: Eukaryota; Viridiplantae; Streptophyta; Magnoliopsida; Solanales; Solanaceae
Exons: 4
Coding region: 1-1647 (548 amino acids)
Source: RefSeq, a predicted model, not a curated record